Messenger RNA from Heterotrigona itama, 526 nucleotides. NCBI's taxonomy places the organism in Eukaryota, Metazoa, Arthropoda, Insecta, Hymenoptera, Apidae. The record is from the annotation of a GenBank genome assembly.
CCCGUUCGUAAACAGUUUGUGGCCGCUAAAACUCCUUUUGUAGUAAUAAAACUUUCUUGCACGCAACAUAUCCAGCUGCCUUACACUCUUUGGAAAACCAUCAAAGGCGAUCAAACUGCAAGAUUUCGACAGAAGAAGAAAAAGGAGAAUGAAGUACGAUUCACGGUUUGCCCGGUGGUACAAGUAGAUUUUCCCAGUGGUGGUCUGUCGUCCGGUCCACCGGGAGGAUCGUCGCAAUUAGAGCGCCGGUUGCUACCGAUGGAUGGAACGGAUGGGAAACCGGGUCGGCCUCUUUCGAGGUUAGAGGACAGCAACGUUUCAGUGCCACGACCGGAUAACGAUGGAAGAAGGGAUCCAGAAUCGCUCUGGAAACCGCGAGGGGGAAACCAAGCCUAUGAAUACAUUCCCCGAAGCGUCGAUCCGAUGUUCCGGCGACGGACCCGAAAUAAUAAUAUCGCCGGAUCCACCGGUGGGUGAAUUAGGUCGGUCAUGCGAGAGAGGCCGGGGGAACCACUGGGUUCCCGUG